Molecule: messenger RNA, 4724 nt
Organism: Siniperca chuatsi (mandarin fish)
Lineage: Eukaryota; Metazoa; Chordata; Actinopteri; Centrarchiformes; Sinipercidae
Exons: 19
Coding region: 431-3673 (1080 amino acids)
Cellular component (GO): cytoplasm
Molecular function (GO): D-aminoacyl-tRNA deacylase activity; sequence-specific DNA binding
Source: RefSeq, a predicted model, not a curated record
CAAAAUGGCAAAGUUAGUUUCAGUCAUUAUGAAUAAUAAAUGUUAAUGCUAAUCUGGUCACACAAUAAACAAAAAACACAAUAUGUCAUGUAGUAGCUCAAAAUAUUGUUUCAAUUCAUGAAUAUAUUUCAACAUAAAUUAAGAUAUUGGCCCCCAAAACUUUAUUUUGAAAAUCCACAUACCGGAAGGUACAAAGUUGCUGCUGCUAGCUUAAAUCUACUCACCGCCAAACGCCACAUUUAGCGACUAGUUUGACCUGAAAUGUAUUAUUUUGGAGAAUUUAUAUGUACAUUUAGAUGAAGUAAAAAUACUUAAGUUGUUUAUGUGAACAGUUCAGUCGAAAAAUAACAUAACGGCGCUGAAGGUUUUUGUUGAAAGUUGGUGACGGUGUAACGAGGAUUUGUGUUUACCGGACGCAAGAUGUUCUAAGAUGCCUUCUUUUGACUUUCUGGAUAAGGUGGAGCUGUUUGUGCGCGCAGGAACGCAUCCUGUAGAUGCGUCAAAGACUUCAAAGAAAGUCAUUAGAGCUGCCAGCAAACACUUUAUCUACAAAGAUGGCUGCCUAUGGCGCAGUUAUCGAGGCCGCCUCCUCCGCGUUGUCAGGAGCGACGAGGAAGUGAGGGAGAUCCUGACCCGUUACCACGACAACAACAACCAUGCUGGCCGGGCCCGGGCAGUAAAGGAGAUAAUGUUGAUGUAUUACUGGGUUGGAGUGACGGAGGCAGUGAAGACCUGGAUCAAAGCUUGUGCUGUUUGUCAGAACCGAAGUCCCACCGAACUAGCCAACCACCCCGUCCAGUUCUGCCUGGCCUACGGCUGCAAUGCCUCCAGUUACGUUUACCCUGAGCUCGGCUUCCACAGGUUUCCGAAGGAGGCAGAGCGACGGCGAAGGUGGCUGGCGGUGGCUCAGAGGGACGAAGGCUCGCUGCGCACAAACUCCUGCCUCUGCUCGAGACACUUUGAGCCGUCCUGCUUCACGCUGAGCGAGGAGGGUCGGCUGACUCUAUCACCAGACGCAAUACCCACUAUCAUCCCUGUGACAGUGCAGGAGGACGAGGUUCCUGUCCCUUCAGAUGAGGACUUCCUUCAGUCCAGCACCCUGGAAGACCUCCUCUCUACAGCUGCUGCUGCAGAAACCACAGAUGUGAACCCCUCUGAACCGGCCUUCGACCACUCCGAAACACCCGUGGAGCUGCAGGAACACCAGUACUGCCUCCCAGCUCCGGAUCCAGACUCCAGGGCGGUCCAGACAGUGACGGAGUACAAGAGGAGGAAGACCAUCAUCGAGCCGAGCUUCGCAGCUUACAACCAGAUCGCCAGGUAUCUGAGUCACAGGGUCUUACCUAUGCAAAGCAAGAAAAGCAGAGGUGCUUUAAAAAGGAUGGCCAAGCGCUUUGGCCUAAUAGAUGGAGUGCUGAUGUACACACGAGUCUCUCCUCCUCUCAGAGUGCCGCGUAGCAGAGAGGAGGUAAACUCGAUCCUGCAGCAGGUCCAUGACAACCAGGGCCACUACGGCCAGGGAAUCUGCCAGCGAGAGAUCACAAAGCACUUCUACUGGGCCAGCAUGACCCGAGACCUGGCCCACUGGAUCUCCAGCUGCCACACCUGCCUCAACAGAACCAAGAGGAAGUGGCUCCGCUGCAGCGUCUACAACUGCACCAACUGCUGCGGGCCGGUGGAGAGAGGCCUGGGCCUCACCUUCCAUAAGUUCCCUCUUCACAACGUGGCCCAGCUGGCUCAGUGGCUGAAGGCAGUUGGUCGUCCUAACUGGCAUCCUCGGCUCCAGUCGUCUGUUUGUUCGACCCAUUUCACCGAGGACUGCUUCGACCGCAGCGGGGAGAAGGUCACCCUCCAUCCAGACGCAGUGCCCACCGUUUUGCUCCACAGCGACUCAGCGUCUGCGUCCAGAGGUCCGAACCAGCCUGCUGUGGGGGAGGAGGCCUAUUUUGCCAAGUACGAUGCAGUGGAGCUUUACCUGAGCAGGCGCACCUAUCCUCCUGGACUUAGUUACGUUGAGAAGAACACCUUCAGGAGGUUCUGCAAGAAGUUUGCCAUCAAAGAUGAGGAGCUCCACAUGGUGAGAGGAGAUCGGGAGCGUUUGGUUCUGAGGAACAGACAGCAAGUUGAAGCCGCUCUGGUGGAUUAUCACAACGAGCUGAACCACCUCGACGUCAACAAGUGUCUCAGACUGCUCAACGAAAGGUACUUCUGGAAAACCAUGAGACCUGAUGUGGUGCAGUGGAUCAACAGCUGCUCACAGUGCAGCAGCAAGAAGAGGAAGCAACCAGAAACAGAACCAGGAGGAUCAGAGUCGCUUCUGCAGGCGCUGAUAUCGCCACAGAUACAUGAUGGUUUAGACAGUAGGAAGGAUGACGAUGGUUACAGUGAUGACGACGGUGGGGAUGUUGAUGAAGGUGUUGGGAGUGUCGGUGAUGAAGAGAGGCAGCCAGCAACGUAUUCAGAGGACAGAGCGGAGAACCCUUUGUCCCCCCAGCCUGUAACUCCCAUCAACCCUCAGCCCAGAAUUCCCAUCCUACUUCACCUAAGAACUCCCAUCAACUUCCAGCCCAGAACUCCCAUAAUCCUCCAGCCAAGGACUCCUAACGCCCCCUUUGUCACCAGAUUCUGGUCUGUCAAGAGAGGGAUCCCUCCACAGUCUGAAGUCCAGAAGGAGACAAACAGCUCUGACAUCCAGCCUGAGAACCAAAGCAGCGUCCAGGUUCAAGUAAAACCUCGGCUGGAGGAGCAGACACAACCUCAGGACCAGAAAGAAACGAGUGGCUCUCAGGGCAGCGCCAGAACACAUCACUAUGUCAAAGACCGGGACGUAACCAAGCCUCUCACAGAGUCACAUCCUCCACCUGAGCUCCCAGCAAAACCCAAACUUCCACAAGCCACGAGCAAGCAAAUUCAACCUCCAAGUCAAAGCAAAGGAUUAAAGACCCAUCCCCAAAUUUCAACACAGACCCGGAACCAUGGCAGCGUCCAGCGCCCGGUGAAGAGGAAGAGAGACCUGGAGGCAGGCUCGUUGGCUAAGAGGAGCUCCAGCUGUGGCCUGGAGCCUGUGGUGGCCCCGAGCACCAAACCCUGGCCCGUCUUCACCAUCGCUGGGUCUGCCCCGGCACAGAAAGCCAAACCUCCUCCUGAGGUGGACAGCCCUGCUCCCUUUCGGAGGCCCAGGAGACUACAGGCCCGGACGGUCAUCCAGCAGUGCACUAAGGCGAAGGUUAAGACCAAACCAGACCUGGGCGGGGCCGGCGCUCAGUGGGCAGAGAUCCACGAGGGAAUGGUUGUGUAUGUGUGCUUUCUCCACGGAGCCACUGAGGACGUCACUCAUGAGAUGGCCAGCAGUCUGAUGACCACCAAACUUUUCCGAAAAGACACCGGGCAUUCGGUUUCCGUUCUCGACCUUCCCGGGAGCGUUUUAUUUAUUCCCCAGGACUCCCUCCUCGGGGAGCUGUUGCCCAAGAGAAGGGUGCAGUACAAAGGGGGGUGUGAGCUGUGGUGGGGCGCCCAGCUCUUCUCAAACCUGGUGUCCGCCUGCAGGGAGCUCAUGUCCGGCUCGGUGAAGUGCACGAAGGCAGGCGUGAAGGUGGAGCAGGGAGUCUACGGACAGAAACAAGAGAUCAUCCUGAACUCUCUGGAGCCGCUGACACUCCUGCUGGAGUUCUGACAUCCACCUGAACAUUGUGGUGGGACGAGAGGCGUCCACCGAAUCUGAAUGGAGGGAAUAAUCCAGGACUGCUGUACUUGAGUCUUGCCUUGAGAACACUUGUUUAACAUUUUAGGCUCUUACCUGUUUUUACUUCUACAACUCCUUGUCAAGCUUUUUUUCUGUGUGCAGGUCCUCGAGCUGAUUGGUUUUACAGAGAGCUCCUGCAGAUAGAUCUACAUUUACAUCUGCACAGAUCUACACAGAUAAUUAAUGGGAAACUUCUCAAGUAUAAAUGUAGCCCUUUUCAACCAAAGGAACCAAGGAACUACGGAUCCAGUGGAACUAAACUCAGGAACUAAAAACCUAUUGUGCAUUCCUGUUUGCAUUUUAACCACAUCUGAAGAGCCUUGAAGAUUAGGCAAAUUAGAAUGAUGACAGUAAUUUAAAAAAAGGACAGCGAGAUUUGAAACACAAUUUUCACACGAGGAAACAACAGCCAAAAGGGCUCCAGAAUCUUUGUCAACAAUCUGCUGACUGCUUGAUGGUUAUUUAUUUCUGCUUUGGAACAUAGCCGGCAUGAAACUAUCAGCAAAUCCGUCUUUCAGUUACUCGCUAGCUCUCGAGACCGACCCCCAUCUCUCUCUCUCUCUCUCUCUUUCUCGCUCUUUUUUUAGUCAGGAAGCCGACAACAAACCCAGCUUUGUUUUUAAUGGUAGCAAACAACGAGAAAUGUCAGCCCUCAUCGAAAUUAAGAUACUGGAGUACUUCCUUGUUUUGUGAAUGAAGCGGUGCACAAGCUGUAGUUGCCGCAACAUCUGUGUUUCAGCCCUGCAACUUCCAGCCCGGCAGUUCCUGAACCAUCGGAGAGUUCUACCUUUUUUACACCUGGAACUAUCCUACAGGAGCUAAAUUUAGGACCAAACUCAGGUUUAGUUCCACAAAAGGUUCUUGGUCCCCAGGGAAAGUGCCUGUGGUGGAAACGCCCUGCUCUUGGUACUGGUUUCCUAGUCUCAUCUUCAUCAUUACAUACAAUACAAUUUUCCACUCUGUAAAGAAACUUGAGACCCUA